UUUUUUUGACAGGGUGGACAGUGAGAGAGACAGAGAGAAAGGUCUUCCUUUGCCGUUGGUUCACCCUCCAAUGGCUGCCGCGGCCGGCGUGCUGCGCUGGUCUGAAGGCAGGAGCCAGGUACUUAUCCUGGUCUCCCAUGGGGUGCAGGGCCCAAGCACUUGGGCCAUCCUCCACUGCACUCCCAGGCCACAGCAGAGAGCUGGCCUGGAAGAGGGGCAACCGGGACAGGAUCUAGUCCCGACUGGGACUAGAACCCGGUGUGCCGGCACCGCAAGGUGGAGGCUAGCCUAUUGAGCCACAGCGCCGGCCCUAAAGGUCAGUCUUGAUGUACAUUGCCUGUUGGCACUGUCUAGGGGACGGGCCUCAGUUCGCCAAGCUCCAGAGAGCUCUGCUGGGCCCCUGGCACUCCCACCUCCUCAAAGCCAUGAGGCAGGAGUGUUCUCCUUAUGUGACUAGGCACAAGUUCCAAGUGGGGAGGGGACUGGCUCAGCAUCCGGAGCCAAAACAGGAAUAGAACUGGGAGCUGAGCCUGGAGCAGUUCUGGGCUUUCGGUUCUCCGCAUCAACACAGCCAGCAUGCCUAUGAUUUCUGUGCUGGGCAAAAUGUUUCUGUGGCAGCGCGAAGGGCCCGGAGGACGAUGGACUUGUCAGACAAGUCGCAGAGUGGCCUCGGACCCUGCGUGGGCUGUGGAGUGGAUCGAACUUCCUCGGGGCCUCUCUCUCUCCUCCUUGGGAUCUGCUCGGACCCUCCGAGGCUGGAGUCGGUCCUCCCGCCCUUCCUCCGUGGACAGCCAGGACUUGCCAGAGGUGAAUGUUGGAGACACAGUCGCGAUGCUGCCCAAGUCCCGGAGAGCCCUCACGAUCCAGGAGAUUGCUGCGCUGGCCAGAUCUUCCCUGCAUGGCAUUUCCCAGGUGGUGAAGGAUCACGUGACCAAGCCUACCGCCAUGGCCCAGGGCCGAGUGGCUCACCUCAUCGAGUGGAAGGGCUGGAGCAAGCCGAGUGACUCACCUGCUGCCCUGGAAUCGGCCUUUUCCUCUUACUCGGACCUCAGUGAGGGCGAACAAGAGGCUCGCUUCGCAGCAGGAGUGGCUGAGCAAUUUGCCAUCGCAGAAGCCAAGCUCCGGGCAUGGUCUUCGGUGGAUGGCGAGGACUCCACUGAUGACUCCUAUGAUGAGGAUUUUGCUGGGGGAACUGACACAGACUUGGCUGGGCAGCUGCCCUUCGGGCCCCACCUCCAGGACCUCUUCACCGGCCGCCGAUUCUCCCGGCCUGUGCGGCAGGGCUCUGUGGAGCCCGAGAGCGACUGCUCGCAGACCGUGUCCCCAGACACGCUGUGCUCUAGUCUGUGCAGCCUGGAGGACGGCUUGCUGGGCUCCCCGGCCCGGCUGGCCUCCCAGCUGCUGGGCGACGAGCUGCUCCUUGCCAAACUGCCCCCCAGCCGGGAAAGUGCCUUCCGCAGCCUGGGCCCGUUGGAGGCCCAGGACUCGCUCUACAACUCGCCCCUCACGGAGUCCUGCCUUUCUCCCGCCGAGGAGCCAGACCCCUACAAGGACUGCCAGCCGCUCUGCCCCCCGCCGGCGGGCAGCUGGGACCGGCAGCGGCAAGCCUCUGAUGUGGCCUCCUCCGGGGUGGUGUCCUUAGAGGAGGACGAGGCAGAGCCGGAGGAACAGUGACCCAAAUCGUGCCGGGUGGUGGCCCGGGGCCCCUGGCCACUGCUAGGGGCAGAGCCUCCAUGUCCAGCUGUGGGCUCCGGGCUCUCAGCGGCUCUGCAGCCCAGAGAGCUCCUGGGAGCACUCACUUCUCCGUUGUGUGUCUUGCAUGAAAGUGUUUGGAGAGGCGGCAAGGGCCAGGCUGGGGGCGCAUGUCCUGCCCCCACUACUGGGGUUUGCCGGGGGUUGCCCGGGGCCCCUGGGGCAUGGCUACAGCUGUGGCACACAGUGAUGUACAUGUCCUUAAGUCAAAAACGCCACACACACAUUUCCUCCUCGGAUGAUGUGAACCCCUAAGGGGCUUAUUGUGACUGGGCUGUGUGGGGGUGGAGUGGGAGGGAGCCUGGCCACCUCCGCCACUGUCCCUGUGCCUCUCUCUUCUCUGCUUCUCACCUCCGAGUCCAUGUGCAGUGCUUGAUAGAAUCACCCCACCCGGGGGGCUGGCUUCCGCCCUGCCGGAGCAGGGAGCAGGGGCUGAGCCGUCCCCCAGGGCCCCUCGUCCAGCUGGGCUCCCGCCGUGUUUCCCCUCUCCGUCGGCUCUAAACCGUUUUUCCCAGAAGACAGGGUUGUGGGUCUGUUCUUUCCGUGGGAUCUUCUCGGGGAGGCGUUGGAUUAGGAACGAAUGCAUGUAUCCUCCGCCCUUCUCCCGGCUUCCCCGGUGGGCCUGGGCCCUCUCCCAGUUGCUCCUGGGAUGUGUGAGCAGCAGUGUUAUCUACAGGGUGGAGCUGGAGGCAGGGGUGGUUCUGGUUGAUGCAGAGCUGUGGCUUCCGUGUCCUUCCAGGGAGGGCCACAAGGAGGCCUCAGGGGUGGCCAGGUCAUCAUUGGCGGAUGCCCGUGGGGCUAGAAUUGUGCCAGCUGAGUGACUCUCCUCGGGGAGGGAAGGGGGUAGUGCCUUCCUUGGCUUUGGCAAAGGCCAAAGCUACGGUCCUGGGGGCCCCCUCCCCAGCCAAGGUGUUCAUGACCAAGCAGUGGCAGAUUUGGCCUCCCAAGGACACCGGACUCUGGAUUCUUAUGGCUGUGGGGAGGGGGCCAGCUGCAGAAUUGGGAGCCUUGUAGACACUGGCAGGUAAGAGGGCCCAUGGUAAGAACAAGAGCCAGCGGGCACAAGCAUUCUCUAUAUAAGUGGCUCAUUAGGUGUUUAUUUU
Lepus europaeus (European hare) is the source of this 2855-nucleotide messenger RNA. RefSeq names its product family with sequence similarity 131 member A (gene FAM131A). The transcript has 6 exons. Bases 577 to 1674 code for a protein of 365 amino acids. The record is from RefSeq and is a predicted model, not a curated record. NCBI's taxonomy places the organism in Eukaryota, Metazoa, Chordata, Mammalia, Lagomorpha, Leporidae.